UGGCGGCAGUUGCAGCGGCCCAGCAGUAAAAGCCGAGCAGCGAGUGAAUGAAGUCAGCUGAUCUCAGUCUGCUGUCACGCAUCGCAGCACCCGUCGUUUCUCUCUCGAGGCAAGACUGUAAACCACCACUCCACAACCAGACGUGAGACUCAUAAAUCUGUAAAGAUGGACAUGUCCAAGCUGCCUAAGAUCAGGGAUGAGGAGAGAGAAGGCCAGUUUGGAUACGUUCAUGGAGUCUCUGGACCAGUGGUGACAGCUACAGCCAUGGCAGGAGCAGCCAUGUACGAGCUGGUGCGUGUCGGCCACAGUGAGCUGGUGGGAGAGAUCAUCAGGCUGGAGGGAGACAUGGCCACUAUCCAGGUCUACGAGGAGACAUCUGGUGUAUCUGUCGGUGAUCCCGUGCUGCGGACGGGGAAGCCUCUCUCUGUGGAGCUCGGUCCAGGAAUUAUGGGCUCCAUCUUUGACGGUAUCCAGCGACCUCUGAAGGACAUCAAUGACCUCACACAGAGCAUCUACAUCCCCAGAGGCGUGAAUAUUGGGGCCUUAAACCGAGACCUCAAAUGGGAGUUUAUUCCAAGCAAGAGCCUGCGGGUUGGCAGUCACAUCACAGGAGGAGACAUCUACGGCAUGGUGCAUGAGAACUCCCUCAUCAGGCACAAGAUCAUGCUUCCGCCCAGAAACAGAGGCACUGUCACCUACCUGGCUCCACCCGGAAACUACGACGUCACUGAUGUAGUGAUGGAGCUGGAGUUCGAAGGGGUGAAGGAGAAGUUUACCAUGGUGCAGGUGUGGCCCGUCAGACAAGUGCGUCCCGUCACAGAGAAGCUGCCUGCCAAUCACCCGCUGCUGACUGGACAGAGGGUGCUGGACGCCCUUUUCCCAUGCGUGCAGGGAGGAACCACAGCCAUCCCCGGAGCCUUUGGUUGUGGAAAGACUGUCAUCUCUCAAUCCCUUUCUAAGUACUCCAACAGUGACGUCAUCAUCUACGUAGGCUGUGGGGAGCGAGGUAACGAGAUGUCAGAAGUACUGCGAGACUUCCCUGAGCUCACCAUGGAGGUAGACGGUAAGACAGAGAGCAUCAUGAAGAGAACAGCCCUGGUGGCUAACACCUCCAACAUGCCUGUAGCUGCCAGAGAAGCCUCCAUCUACACAGGAAUCACACUGUCUGAGUACUUCAGAGAUAUGGGAUACAACGUGAGCAUGAUGGCUGACUCCACCUCUCGUUGGGCCGAGGCUCUCAGGGAGAUUUCUGGACGUCUGGCUGAGAUGCCUGCAGACAGCGGUUAUCCUGCCUACCUGGGAGCCCGUCUCGCCUCCUUCUACGAGCGAGCUGGGAGGGUGAAGUGUCUGGGCAACCCUGAGAGGGAGGGCAGCGUCAGCAUUGUGGGAGCUGUAUCGCCUCCUGGUGGUGACUUCUCUGACCCCGUGACUUCAGCCACACUCGGUAUUGUUCAGGUGUUCUGGGGUCUGGAUAAGAAGCUGGCUCAGAGGAAGCACUUCCCCUCUGUGAACUGGCUGAUCAGCUACAGCAAAUACACACGCGCUCUGGACGAGUAUUACGACAAACACUUCCCAGAGUUUGUGCCGCUGCGUACCAAGGCGAAGGAGAUCCUGCAGGAGGAGGAGGACCUGGCUGAGAUCGUGCAGCUUGUUGGAAAGGCAUCGCUGGCAGAAACAGAUAAAAUCACCCUGGAAGUGGCCAAACUGAUCAAAGAUGACUUCCUGCAGCAGAACGGUUAUACUCCUUAUGACAGGUUCUGUCCCUUCUAUAAGACGGUGGGAAUCCUCUCCAACAUGAUCUCUUUCUACGACAUGGCGCGGCACGCGGUGGAGACCACAGCUCAGAGUGACAACAAGAUCACCUGGGCCAUGAUCAGGGAGCACAUGGGAGAAAUCCUCUACAGGAUCAGCUCAAUGAAAUUUAAGGACCCGGUGAAGGACGGUGAGGCCAAGAUCAAGGCUGAGUAUGCCCAGCUACUGGAGGACAUGCAGAAUGGCUUCCGCACGUUGGAAGAAUAAGUUCGCCCACCUCUUAAAGUCUCUCCGGGUUUUCGUCUCUGACCCCUCCACUGCUGAACCACAUUCCACCUCCCUGUAAUCCCCCAACCUUAAACCUGCGUGCUCCCCUGUGCUCCUCUUUUGUGAGUGAUUGUGAGUGUGUGUAUGUGCAUUUUAAUGUGGAGGGCAAAGAGAAAGAUGUACUGUAUUCAUUCUUAUUCGUUGCCUCAUAUCGGCGUACUCUGGAUCCUCUGAUUGUGCAUGUGUGUGCGUGGGUUCAAUGUGUGGUUGCGUGUGUGAAAGAGGGAUCUCUUCCCACUGUUUCUUCCUUUUCUCUGUUUACAUGAUUCUUGUGUAUGUUUAGCCGUGCUGCUCUUCCUGAAGGCAAUCGUUCGGGUUGAUGUAUUGUAAUUCACAAACCAUCUGUACAGAAGAGUAUAAAUUUAAUAAGAUCAGUCUAUUUAUUGCCAGCAUUUUGACGUGAACGCUUUGUUGUUCGCUAUUUUUUGUUUUUAUGGUUGUGUUUUCACGCUGUGCUGUGUUGUGAACUUAAAUGUGUGAAUGCUGUCAAAUACUUUCAUCAUGUUACUCCUUAAGAAUUAAAAACAUGGGAUAAAAAAAGAAA
Molecule: messenger RNA, 2623 nt
Organism: Cheilinus undulatus (humphead wrasse)
Lineage: Eukaryota; Metazoa; Chordata; Actinopteri; Labriformes; Labridae
Gene: atp6v1ab
Product: ATPase H+ transporting V1 subunit Ab
Exons: 15
Coding region: 166-2019 (617 amino acids)
Biological process (GO): ATP metabolic process; proton transmembrane transport
Cellular component (GO): proton-transporting V-type ATPase, V1 domain; lysosomal membrane
Molecular function (GO): ATP hydrolysis activity; ATP binding; proton-transporting ATPase activity, rotational mechanism
Source: RefSeq, a predicted model, not a curated record